Molecule: messenger RNA, 733 nt
Organism: Schistocerca gregaria
Lineage: Eukaryota; Metazoa; Arthropoda; Insecta; Orthoptera; Acrididae
Product: uridine phosphorylase-like
Exons: 4
Coding region: 17-733 (238 amino acids)
Biological process (GO): uridine catabolic process
Cellular component (GO): cytosol
Molecular function (GO): uridine phosphorylase activity
Source: RefSeq, a predicted model, not a curated record
CGUAUUGCCGGGAAUAAUGAAACUGAAGCGAUCUCUGAUCGCAGCCCGUGCCAUAGUUGUGGGAGAUCCAGAGAGGGCGCGCUAUAUUUCGACAUUAUUAGAUGCACCCAUAACCGUCUCUGAAGUCCGUGAGUAUUACACCUACACGGGUACUUACAAGAACAUUCCAGUCACGGUAUCUAGUCAUGGAGUGGGUGGAAGUGGCGCCUCAGUGGCGUUCGAAGAGCUCAUAGCGGCAGGUGUCAAGGUGAUCAUUCGUGCAGGGACCUGCGGCUCUUUUCAGCCGGAGUUUCGAGAGGCGAGCAUCAUCAUUGCGACCGGGGCCAUCCGCAGCGACGGCGUGACGCCGGCUUUGAUUCCUAUUUCUUAUCCCGCGGUUGCCGACUAUUCCGUCGUUCAGGCGUUGAAGAAGGCCUGUUCCGACAAUCCGAACAUAAAGUGUGGCAUUGGCGUCAUUGCCACCGAGGGCAAGCUUUACGAUGGGUUUUUAGGAAAUGACAACGAACUCUGGAGCAGGGCUGGCGUGCUCGCAGUGGAAAUGGAAUGCAGCGUCCUUUUCGUGAUUGGCAGCCUGAGAAAGAUCAAAACAGGGGCGAUUCUGAACGUCGACAAUUACGUGUUAGACAGGAUGAAGAAAGGGGGGGCCUACGAUCCCCAUCGAAAUAUCGUGAAAACAGGGAGCAUUAUCAUGUGUCAAGUCGCCCUCGAGGCCCUCAUAUCUGUGCCGAUAUGA